Molecule: messenger RNA, 924 nt
Organism: Hordeum vulgare subsp. vulgare (domesticated barley)
Lineage: Eukaryota; Viridiplantae; Streptophyta; Magnoliopsida; Poales; Poaceae
Exons: 1
Coding region: 159-764 (201 amino acids)
Source: RefSeq, a predicted model, not a curated record
CAAAUUUAGCGUCUAUGGAGCUCUAAUGGGUCAUGGCCUCACUAUCACACCACUCGCCCCGACCCUGAUUCACCUCCUAUAUAAAUGUAAUGCAAUGCUAGCAUCUCGAUCAAUACUAGUGUUGGUGGUCUAGCUAUCAAAGAGAAAUCGACAACAAGAUGGCCGCCAAGCGAAAGGCCGGGUCGCUGCUAGUCGUCAUCCUUGUGGUGGCGGUGGCCACAUCAUGUGUGCCGGUGGCCUCCGGGGAUGAGAAGGCUGCUCCCACCUGCCUCACCGAGUACUCCAAGCUCUGUGGCAAGGGCGAGAAAAAGGACGUCGCGUGCACCGCCAUGGUCGACAAGGCAUGCGGCACUGAGGCAACCAGCGUCACCUUCAUCGAGCGCUUGUUCACGGAGCUCGCCGAGGUCGGGGAAAAGAAGGAAGAAGCCUUUAAUAUACAAACGUCUGGAGGGCAGCGUGCCCUGAAAGAAUCCGUCGACAAGCAUGGUGGCUGCCCCGGCAACAAGACCGUCAAGGACUAUUCUACCCAAUGCGGCGCCGACUGUGACAAGGCAUGCAUGGAACCUACUUGCACCGACAACUGCAACGUCGAAUGCCCAUACAUGGCUGCGAGAUUUGGCUACAUCAUGGCCACCCCCGCCAAUAAGAAAGCCAUAGAGCAAGACAUGGAUUGCUUUAAGCGUUGCUCAAAGGAAAAGGAUAGCUCAGAUAACAAGUGUCGCGAUACAUGCAAGCUGAUUUCUUCUACCCCGACACUUGGCUAGGCCAAAGUCGCUUGAAAAUGCAUCUAUUUAUUAUUUAUUUUUGCAAAUUGAAAAUGAUUGUAUUUUACCGUAUUGAUUUAUUCAUGUGUUCCCAUGUAUUCAUCUUUUUGUGUUCUCAAUUCUAAACCAAUGAAUAAAAGGGCGUUACUCGGAAUACUUU